GCGAGACUGUUUGAACGCGCUAGAACAUGUAUCAACAAGUUAGCCAACUUAGUACUGUUUUUAUUGGUGCGAUGACACAAUGACUCAAAUUCAAAACGACAAUAUAAUGCAAUUGUGUGCUGUUAGUAAAUUUAUCCAGCUAUCCGGUAAAUCUAGCCAAGCUGGAAGCAGUUACAAUUAUUUUAAUCAGUGUCUACCUAAAACUAAAUCCUAGAUUUCUAUGCAAGAAUUGCGGUAGCUUUGAAGUGACUCGAACAGCUAACCGAUAUGUGGUCGUUUCGGAAUAAAACAGAUCUCGAAACGAUUUCAAAGCGUUUUGUGGGUCUCGCUGCUUCACAAGGUAUAUUUAAGGGAAUAGAGCUUGAUGUUGACUUUUUAUCUGAACUUUUCGUAAAGACCCUUUGCAACUGCACUAGAAGUACGUACGGCGAUGUACAAAAAACAGGAAAGCUCUGCAGUCUGGACCGUUUUCUGCAAAUUCGGACUCUGGCGCACGCCGAUCUGUUUGCAAUACCAAUGCGCAGCCACCUACAGCUAGCUAUUGAAAAUUUUCACGAAUUUCCUUCUUUACGUAAUUACGACAUCGGUCGAGAGGGUCGGGACGAUCCUAGCGAAAUUAAAGACCGUGCGCACGUACGUGAUGCAGCGGUCGUUCUAACGCACGUGUUAGCCGAAUGUCUUGUGACAACAGAGCCCGAUCAGGGGACUAUCAUUAGUGAUCUUAUUGGGGAACUUCUUCAGAGCGCUCGGCAGGCGAAACUGUGGUUAACGUUUUCGAAAUUUUUGAGAUUGGCAGAGGAUUACGUCCUCGAAGAGAUUACAUACGGUACACUGUUCUAUUUAGUGGCACUGCAGUCGACUGAUGAUCAGUGGCAUUUGUAUAACAAGUGGUACGCGGAGCUCCCGGAAGAGUUAGGGUACACCGUUGGGUUAUUGGAAACACAGGGGUUGACAAAGGGGCUACUUCAUCCCAGUCAAAUAGGAGUAAUUACAUCUAUGCAGAAGUUGGCACCCCUAUCACUACCCAUCGUUGUUCUGCUUUCAAACUACGCCACGGAGUCGGAAACAUUUUGCUAUAUCUGGCAGUUGGAAAUUCACGGUAGAUACAACAAUGACGACAACAGUGAUAAUAAAGAUAUUGAUAAUGGCCAAUUAGAGCUCCAUGGCUUUAAACAUACUCGUCACCACGACCCGUCACGCCAAUAUGGCCAGAACAACAUUAUGUCGACGAAAAUUCGGUCGCGUGUCGAAGUUCUUGAAGGAAACACCUGCGAACUGCAGGAGCCGGGUAAAGAUGACUUGUGCAAGCGUGUCGGGGCAUAUCUAAUGCAGAACUCCUUUGAUCAAGCGGUUACCGUCUUAGGACAAUUAAUCGACCUGAUGAAAACCGAUGACAACGACGCCGCCCUGAAAGAACAGCUCCUGCUUGUAUGCGGGUACGCGGCCUUGCGUAGUUCUGAUAGAGAUCUGAUGCGCAGGGCAAGACAGUUACUGAAGUCUGUCAAAAUUCAUCAGGGGAUGGUCCAGCUAUGGACGGCCGAACUAGAAAUAGCCGCCUGUCAAUAUGACUUAGCGAAAAGAUCGUUGGGGGAAGCUUCAUUCGAAAUCGUUGUAAUGCCCGGCACUGACGUAGUGCUGCAUCCAGUGAAUCAAGAAGCAUUUGAAAAAGCGUGCUCAUCUUUGCUCGCACAACUAGAAAAUAGCCCGCAAGCAGAUCACGUCUGUUGUAAUAGAAACACUUGUGCCAAACCGGAGAUUUUCGAGCGAUCGCUUGAUUUUUCCGGUUUUGUCCGAGUUUUCUGUCAGGAAGGUUGCGUGCUGGUGCUCCAUCCUAGAUGCUGGAAAGCAAUGGUGGGGAACCUCGCCGGUAGAAGAACAAAACAUGGCACAGGAGCCCAAUGCUGUACUCCGGAUUGUCAGGGACGCAUUAAUUUGCUUAUAAUGUUCAACUCAAGGAUGGAAAUUACUAAAGAAUACCGGUGGACGAGUUCUUCUCGAAGGAGCCUUCAGGAUGAAGAUGAGAUCGCUUUAAAAGGGCAGGAAUCAAAUAGAAGAACGGUGACUCGCUUAUUGGACAAGACUAUAGCUACUACCCAUUCAUAUGAACUUUUCGAAGCUCUCCGAUGUACGGUGGCUUCAGCACGACACCUAACGAGCGUUUCAGAACUCAUUGAUAUAUGCGCAGAUUUAUAUGGUGCCGACAAAGACUUGGCCAGUUCCUUCGUGAGAGACAUUCUUAAGGACCUAAAUCCAGCAACUAACCCAGAAUGGAAUCGGGCACAAUGGCUAGGAGCAGCGAAAAAUUUUUUGGAGAAUCUUGAUUCGACAAUCUGGCCAAACGUAAAUGCAUCACUUUCAUCAGUGGUAAUAUGUGAAACGUUAUCUAUGGAUGAGGCACUGAGUAUUAACGAAGAAUACGCAUAUCUUGAAAAAGAGUUUGAAGACCUUCUCAAUGAGGAGGUGCUUUUGCAGAACCAAAUCGUCCAGGAACAUCUCCAAAAUGACCAAGAAACCGAACUCAUAGCUCUUGAGGAGGAAGUACAGGAUUUGAAGCAGCAAUACAUGCGUAUAUGUUCCGCAGAAAGCUGCAUUGGGUCCCUUACACGAAGCAUAAUGCUUAAAGAUGGAGUUUUAUCAGGUAUCAAGGAGCGUUUACAAGAGGCCGAAAAGAAAAUGAACGAGCUCUUAAUUAAGAGUCGUCAAGAAAGCUCGAAGUAUCAAGUUAUGUUUCACGACAAAACUCAGCUGGCGAGUACGGUCAGGGCGAACGCAAUUGAGGCGCGAUCAAGGCUUUCCAGAGCCCUGGUAGAGCUUGUUCAAAACCGGUAUCACGUAGGUAUGGACGCUAUCGAAUGUAUCGAACAAGCAGUGGCCGCAAACUUACGCGAAGUUGAGCGAAUACGAGAUCCUCGGGUUAGCAGAGUCAAUCAGAAGGCAAAGAGCGAACAUUUUCAAUUACUGAAAGAAAUGAGAGAACGAUCGAAAUCAAUAGAAAAGGAGACCCGGAUGCUUAUGAAAAGAUUACGAGAGGGUCAUCUUGACCCACUGGAGAUAGCCUCUGACAGUUUGUACGAGCCAGUUUCUAAUAUAAUCGCUCGGUAUAUGGUGUUGCCAACGUUAUAUCGUCGAGGACAGAAUCCCAGCCUAUGUGAUGUCGCAAAAUGUCUCCCAAAAUAGAACUAUAACCGUUUUGUACAUUACAUGUAUAUUUGUAUGCUACUGUAUUAUACGACUAGACCCUUGUUAUGUAAUAAUAUCGCAAAUUUAAAAAAAAAUUAAUA
Molecule: messenger RNA, 3281 nt
Organism: Varroa destructor (honeybee mite)
Lineage: Eukaryota; Metazoa; Arthropoda; Arachnida; Mesostigmata; Varroidae
Source: RefSeq, a predicted model, not a curated record